UUGCAGCGUGGGACAUCGGUUGCGUGGAGCACGGACUUCGCCGCGAUGUGCAGCGGUUCUGCGCAGUAGCCGCGUCACCGGUGCGUCCACGGCGGAGCAGAUGCGGGUCCUGACAUGAUUUGUGCCGGGAAAGGGAGUUUUCAAGCGGCGUUGGUGCUCCUGUCUGUCGCCCAUUUGAGCGCAGCUCUGAAGUGUGUGUGCCAGCUGUGCGACACACACGUCUGUGAGACGGCGGCCGACGGCGCCUGCUGGAGCUCCGUCAUGCUGAUCGACGGCAAGGAGGAAGUGGACAAGUCGUGCUUGUCUCCCUCCGAGAUGAAGGGUCAGGUCUUCUGUUACAGCUCCGCCAACGUCUCCAAGAGGAACUGCUGCUUCACCGACUUCUGCAACAAUGAGACGCUGCGCUUACUUCCAGAGAGGCCUUCAGAAGAACCGGACCGGAGCCGGUGGCAGCUCCUGGUGGCGAUCCUGGUGCCGUCCAGCCUGCUGUGUGUGGUCCUGGCCCUGGGCGCGCUCCUCCUGCGGGGUCACCGCUGCACCUACAGCAGGGCCAACAAACAGGACCCCGAGGAGCCGCUGGACGAUCAGAUGCUCAUGUCGCCCGACAGGAGCCUCAAGGAUCUCAUCUACGACAUGAGCACGUCGGGCUCCGGCUCAGGCCUCCCUCUUCUGGUCCAGCGCACGAUCGCACGCACCAUUGUCCUGCAGGAGAACAUCGGGAAGGGUCGAUUCGGGGAGGUGUGGCGGGGCAAGUGGCGAGGAGAGGAUGUGGCUGUGAAGAUCUUCUCCUCCAGAGACGAGCGGUCGUGGUUUCGAGAGGCUGAGAUCUAUCAGACCAUCAUGCUGAGACAUGAGAACAUCUUGGGCUUCAUCGCGGCAGACAACAAAGGUGAGAUUGAAAAGGUGCUGGCACAGGAACAGCGGUCACUCUGGAGGUGUUUCCCCCGCUCAGACAGCGGCUCGUGGACUCAGCUGUGGUUGGUGUCUGAGUACCAUGAGCACGGCUCCUUGUUUGACUACCUGAACCGAUACACUGUAUCGGUGGACGGCAUGAUCGUUCUGGCCCUGUCCAUCGCCAGCGGCCUCGCUCAUCUGCACAUGGAGAUCAUCGGCACUCAGGGAAAACCUGCCAUCGCUCACCGAGACCUCAAGUCCAAAAACGUCCUGGUGAAGAAGAACGGCACGGCAGCCAUCGCCGAUCUGGGCUUGGCUGUCAAGCACGACUCCAGCACCAACACCAUCGACAUGCCGCCCAACAGCCGCGUGGGGACCAAGAGGUACAUGGCUCCGGAAAUCCUGGACGAGACAAUCAAUAUGGUCAACUUUGAGUCCUUCAAGCGAGUGGACAUCUACGCCCUGGGCCUGGUGUUCUGGGAACUGGCCAGGAGAUGCUGCGUCCAAGGACUCCAUGAAGAUUUCCAGCUGCCUUACUAUGACCUGGUGCCUUCUGAUCCGUCUGUGGAGGACAUGAGGAAGGUGGUGUGUGAGCAGAAGCUGAGGCCCAACAUUCCCAACCAGUGGCAGAGCUGUGAGGCUCUGCGUGUGAUGGGCAGGCUGAUGCGGGAGUGCUGGUACGUGAGCCCGGCUGCACGUCUCACCGCUCUGCGCGUCAAGAAGACCGUCUCUCAGCUCUCCGUCAUCAAGGACGUCAAAGAUUAGCUGCCUUACGGCUCAGAGCUGGUGCCGGCGGCGCCGGGACGGUCUGGUGUCGUGGUGGUGCCAAAGCAUCUGCGCUGGAACUGACUCUGGCUGUUGAAACCGACGGAUGUUUUCUACGUUGACCGUGUUGCUACCUCAAACAGUGAAGUGCCCCGAACCUGCCGUGUGUCAGAUUGUGACUCUGUGUGUGCCAUACCGUAGCAAACACAUUCCACUGCCGAGCUGGUGACUGCAUCUCCACCGGCGACGGCUCAUCCGUGAAUGUCGUUUCUAUUUACUUCAAACUUGAACCACUUUUCUAUGACCUCAGACAAAUCGGUGUGUAAUUGAUGCUUACGCUUGAAGCAGAAGGGAAACAUCCAGUGUACAAACCUGGCACCUUGAAGGGAGGAUGCUACUUUUCUUGGAGAACAUCAUGCUGCUGUGAACAAGCCAGUCCUGCAUCAUCCUCCCAUAUUUCUUUGAAAUGGAUUUCAGAAAAGAGAAGGAUGCGUGUAGCAUCUGGAGCGUUGCCUCUCAAGUGAUUAUACACAACUGCGUUGCUAACUGAUAGCAACAGUCAAGAACCUUUGGUGUUGCAAGGUUCGAACACGUACACAUGCAGUAUUAUGUUUUACUCUGUCCAAAGCUUAUGUUUUUUUGUUCAUCUGUGAACCCAAAGAAGCUUCCCACAGCUGGGUUUUUAUAUGCGCGAGGUGUUUGAAGAUGCUGUUGCUUUUGUAUAUGGCUCAUGUGAAGCGAGCUGCGUGUGCAUCAUGUCUGUUGUUUGUCGCUUAUUUUGCACUUCUGCCAGGAUUAGCUUAACUGUGAGUGACGUUGUGGGUCAAUAAACAGUUUCUCCUGAGGCAUAUGUGUGUGAUCAUUCGCUAAAACAUUUCAGUGUCGAGGGGAGGAAGGCCCGGGGCAGAUCCAGGCCUUAGGUCUCCUUGUUAACCCUUGGAAAACCAUGGUUUUUCAGCAGUCUGUCGAGGUGGAAGCUUGGGCCUCUUCAUUUCUGCUGCUGCCCUGCCACCUGAAUAGACCUGCGAGGAUGGACUGGAGCAUCUUUUACACCCUCAUCCACGAGCACCAAUCAUUCCGUCAAUCAUCUCAGAAGGCCAGUCCUUGAAUGUUCUGACUCACAACCAACCUCCACCCACUGAUAGCGCCCUCUUUCAGGUUGUUGUGCCUUGUUUUUCUGCCGUUUCUAUGUAUUGUUGACCUGAUCUAUGUAAA
Synchiropus splendidus (mandarinfish) is the source of this 2874-nucleotide messenger RNA. RefSeq names its product activin receptor type-1C. Lineage: Eukaryota; Metazoa; Chordata; Actinopteri; Syngnathiformes; Callionymidae. The coding region runs from base 115 to 1659 and encodes 514 amino acids. Gene Ontology annotation, molecular function: activin receptor activity, type I; ATP binding. Gene Ontology annotation, biological process: nervous system development; protein phosphorylation; cellular response to growth factor stimulus. The record is from RefSeq and is a predicted model, not a curated record. Gene Ontology annotation, cellular component: activin receptor complex; plasma membrane. The transcript has 8 exons.